Molecule: messenger RNA, 1644 nt
Organism: Phragmites australis (common reed)
Lineage: Eukaryota; Viridiplantae; Streptophyta; Magnoliopsida; Poales; Poaceae
Exons: 2
Coding region: 175-1392 (405 amino acids)
Source: RefSeq, a predicted model, not a curated record
AAAAUAGGAUAUUCUUUCUACAAAAAGUAGCGGCCCUUUUAUUUAGUUCACCUUUCCCCUCCCGUUCCGCACGCAGCUGUGAAACGCUCCACAAAUUCUCCCAUAGCGCGACUCACCUCAGUUCACCACUUCACCCCGUUAAUCCCCAGCGAAGAAGUAUCUCGCACACCUGCAAUGGCAGCUUAUCAAACUGACCUUGUAUCUGAGCCACCAAUUCUCAACACUGAGAUUGUCACUCAGAAAGCCACCAAGUAUGUUGCUGAGACUGACAUCAAAGACAAAUCCAUAGGUUACUUGGAUGUUUUUGUACACCAGGCACGAGAUAUCCACAACGUUUGCAUCUACCACAAGCAGGAUGUGUAUGCAAAGCUGUGCCUCACAAGUGACCUGGAUGUUUCAUGCUCAACCAAGGUGAUUAACGGUGGUGGGCGCAACCCAGUGUUUGACGAGAGCUUACGGCUCAAUGUGCGGACUGUGGAUACUUCACUCAAGUGCGAGAUAUGGAUGUUGAGCAGGGUGAGGAACUACCUGGAGGAUCAGCUCCUUGGCUUUGCCCAUGUUCCUCUGGCAGAUAUUGUAAUGGGUGAUGGAAAGCACGUCCAGGAGUUCUCCUUGUCAUCCACUGACCUAUUCCACACACCAGCUGGAUUUGUGCAGCUGUCCUUGUCAUAUAUUGGUUGUUCCCCAGAUGUAAUCCUCAUCUCAUCACCCAAUAAGUCGGUGUCAAGAGUGGACGAGUCUGGAGAUGACAGUGUCGUUCCUUCUGAGCUUGAAAAGAUUGAGUUCCCAGACUUAAAUGUCGUUAAUGAGAAUCAAAUUAUGGUCUCAAAAUAUCUUGAUAUGGGGUGUUUGGACUCUGAGAAUCCUAUAAAAGCUGAGAAUGGCAAGUUGUCCGGUGCAGCUGUGCCUGGUACUGGAACAGAUAAACCGGAGGAAUACCGGGAUGAAAGCCCUCUAAGUUGUGUCUCAACUACAGGCUCCUCCAUGGCACUUUCUUCUACACAACACUCAGUUUCUGAGCCGACUUCUGAUCCAUCGGAGACCACUGUUGAGGCAUCUCCCACACAAAGCCAAAAAGAGAAAAACCAAGAUGCUACAGAUAGUGAGGUUGAUUCUUCUGAGGCACCACUGAAGGAUGAAGUUGUAAAGCCUGCCAUCAGUAUUAACCUUCAGCCGGAGCAGUCAGUUGUCCAGCAGGACAUAGUUGACAUGUACAUGAAGAGCAUGCAGCAGUUCACAGAAUCUCUUGCAAAAAUGAAGCUUCCAUUGGACGUUGAGAAUAGUAGUCCCUCAAAUGAUGACACCGACUCCAUUACGACUGAGAAGCCAUCCCCAUCCCCAUCCCCAUCAAAGAAUUCUAGGGUCUUCUAUGGAAGCAGGGCCUUCUUCUAAGUUGCUGAUGCCAGGCAGUGCAGUAGCUCAUAUAUAUACUGUUCAGGUUUGUCGGACAGUGCCUGGCAUAUAUUGACAUAAUUUCUGUCGCAACAAUAUGCUGCUAGGACUCACUCCUGGUAUUGCUAAUAGUGUCAUGCUUAGUUAAAAGAUAGGAAUUUCCGAAUAAUUUCAUCUCAGAGUUGUAGAUUCACCCUGUGUACCAGUACUUAACUACUUAUGAAUGAAUAAUGUCAUGAAACUGAUUCUGAA